This is a messenger RNA of Ambispora leptoticha, 1491 nucleotides long. Lineage: Eukaryota; Fungi; Glomeromycota; Glomeromycetes; Archaeosporales; Ambisporaceae. The record is from the annotation of a GenBank genome assembly.
AUGUCUGACGCGUCGUCAACAGAGAAAGUAAAUUUACCAAAUGGAAAAACGUUAACUGUAUAUACUGGACUGUUCAUUAACAAUAAAUUUGUGGAGUCGGUCGACGGUCGACGCUUUGAGACGAUCGAUCCGGCGACCGAAAAGCCGAUAGUGAACGUCGCGGAGGGAACAGCCGCGGAUAUUGAUGUGGCAGUUGACGCGGCGUCUGAAGCUUUCGAGAAAGUAUGGCAACACGUCGAUGGUAAAGCACGUGGCCGAUUGCUGUAUAAAUUGACGGAUUUGUUAAUGCGUGACAGGGAAGAAUUGGGGUAUUUGGAGGCGUUAGAUACCGGGAAACCGAUCAAGAGUGCUACAGGGGAUGUGGAAGAUGCGGUUGAUGUGUUGAGAUAUUAUGCCGGGUGGGCGGAUAAAAUUCACGGAAAGGUGAUCGAAACCAGCCACGACAAAUUUUGCUACACUCGUCACGAACCAUUUGGUGUAGUAGGACAGAUCAUACCGUGGAAUUACCCUAUAUCAAUGUUAUCCUGGAAAUUAGGCCCGGCAUUGGCCUGUGGAAAUACAAUCGUUCUAAAACCAGCUGAACAAACACCGCUUAGCGCCUUAAAAACUGCUUCUUUGAUUCGUGAAGCUGGGUUUCCACCGGGUGUAGUUAAUAUUGUGCCUGGAUAUGGUCACACAGCUGGUGCUGCGAUUGCUAAUCACAUGAAAAUAGCUAAAGUCGCUUUCACUGGAUCUACUACCGUUGGAAGGAGUAUUCUGAAAGCGGCUGCGGAAAGCAAUCUAAAAAAAGUAACGUUGGAACUUGGCGGCAAGUCACCAAACAUCAUAUUUGAAGAUGCGGACCUCGGCCAGGCUAUCAAAUGGGCACAUAAUGGUGUUUUCUCGAACGCUGGUCAAAAUUGUUGUGCAGGAUCGCGAGUAUAUGUCCAAGAUACGGUUUACAAUGAAUUUAUUGAGAAAUACAAAGAGUUUGCGCUGUCGAAAAAAAUUGGGAGUCAGUUCGAACCUGGUGUUAACCAAGGACCACAGAUUUCUAAAGUUCAAUUUGAUAGGAUCAUGGAGUAUAUUCAGGCUGGUAAAAGUGAGGGGGCCAAAUUGAUACUAGGCGGGGACAGACAUGGAACCGAAGGAUACUUUAUUCAACAAACUAUGUUCACUGAUGUGAAUGAGAACAUGAAAAUUAUGCAAGAAGAAAUUUUCGGUCCGGUGGUUGCAAUCGCAAAAUUCAAAACAGUCGAAGAAGUAAUCGAAAAAGCUCACCUAACGAAAUAUGGGUUGGCCGCUGCAGUCUUCACCAAAGAUAUUACACGCGCAAUUAAGAUAUCGAAUGCACUUAAAGCCGGAACGGUGUGGGUGAAUUGUUAUAAUCAAGUUAAUUGUAACACUCCAUUCGGCGGUUUCAAGGAGUCAGGACAUGGUCGUGAACUUGGAAAAUACGCAUUAGCAAAUUAUACUGAAGUUAAAACUGUUCAGAUAAAUUUAGGCAAAUAA